Molecule: messenger RNA, 1059 nt
Organism: Stylonychia lemnae
Lineage: Eukaryota; Ciliophora; Spirotrichea; Sporadotrichida; Oxytrichidae
Source: the annotation of a GenBank genome assembly
AUGGAUGAUUCAGAUUACUCAUCAUUAGGCCCUGUGUAUUAAGUUUUCUCAGGAGCAGUUCAUACUAGAUUUGAACAUUCGUUAGGUGUUGGCUACAUGGUUUAAACUAUGAUGGAGCAUUUCAAGCAAAUACAGUAGUCAGAGUUAUUGAUAGAUGAUAUUGAUAAAUAAAAUGUAGUUAUUGCUGGUCUUUGUAAUGAUUUAGGACAAGGAAUUUAUUCGCACUUCUUUGAUCGUCUUCUGAUACCAACUCUUGACCCAAAACUGAAAUGGGACUACAAAGAUGCCAGCAUUAUGAUGCUCGAUAGUCUGAUUGAUAAAAAUAACAUCGACCUUGAUGAUAAAGAUCUCAAACAAAUUAAAGAACUAAUAAGAGGACAAUAUGAUUCUUCAAAAUCAUGUAUAAAUCCCUCUAAAGCUUGGCUUUUUGAUUUACAAAGAUACAAUAUGUUUAAACAGGUUUACUGCCAUAAGGUAUGCCAAGCUGUUAGUCUAAUGUUUCUUGAUGCACUUGUAAAUGUAAAUCCACACUACUAAUUCAUUUAAAAUUUGACAAAUCCAGAUGCAUAUUUUAACUUCACUGAUCCAAUUAUUAAAUAUAUAGCGAGUAAUAAAUCAAAACCUGAAUUCCAAAUAUCAUAGCAGAUACUAUAAAGAAUAAGUAAAAGAGAUCUCUAUAAAUUCGUGGGUGAGAAAUUGAUGGACACUCAGGACUACAUGAAAAUUAGUGAUAAAAUUAAUAUACAAGAUUUAAUUAACUGUCAGGAUCCCUCGGAUGGUAACUUUCUGAAAUAAGAUGAUGUAUCCCUAUACUAAUUCGGUAUUAACUAUGGAUAUGGAAUAUAAAAUCCAGUUGAUUUAGUCUAAUUUUAUGAAAGAAGCACAACAAUCAAUGAAGGGACUGGAAUUUUAUCAGAGACUUAUCAAAAUAAUAGAUUAUCACUCAUGCCUAAUUAAUUUUCCGAAAGCUACAUCAGACUAUUUGUAAAAUAAGAAAAAAAUCUUAAAACAGCAUAGGAUGCAUUUAAAAAGUAUUUUGAAAAGCAUAUAGGUAUUUGA